CUUUAUUUACCAUUAUUAUUUUUAUACGUCUCACCUCCUCCCCCAUCUUUAUCUCUUUUACAUUUCCUUUCUUCAUUUCCUCUCCUCCUUCAUUUCAGUUCUAGACUUGUAGUACUGCUGAAGGAGGACCCAAAACUCCCACAGUCCUACUGAGUGCCAAAAUCUGUAAACCUCAUUAAAAAAUCCCCUUUAAAAUCACCAUUCCUAAAAACUGAAUGGCAACAUUAUCAUCAUCUUCUUCCCCUUUUACUGGUUACUCUUUUCUGCAACCAAAACCCCAAUUUUCAAGCAAGUUUCUAACUUUUCUCUCUAAUUCACCUCUAAAUUACAGUGAUUUUUCAGUAAGUAUAAAAAGGAAGACACUGUAUGGGAGAAAAUUUUCUGGGUAUUUGAAAACCGUAUCAGAAAAUGGUGAUCAUGGUAGAAUUAUGGGUUCUUAUGGUGGGUUAUCAAUACUUAUGUGCUCAACGACACCGUUUAUUGGGUUUGGAGGAAGAGUUGGGUUGCAAAGAAGAGAAGGAAAUGUUUCUUUGCUAUCAUUUGGAGUUGAUUCUAAUAAUCAAUUAUGUGGGAAUGAUUCAAAAGAAGGGUCUUCUCAAAUUUUGUCUGCUAUGCUUCCAUUUGUGGUUGUUGCUACUGCUGUUGCAGCUCUUUCUCAACCUUCCACUUUUACUUGGGUAUCGAAAGAAUUGUAUGCCCCUGCGCUCGGUGGUAUCAUGCUGUCUAUUGGUAUCAGGUUGUCCAUAAAUGACUUCACCCUUGCAUUUCGAAGACCUUUGCCUCUCUCGCUUGGGUUUAUUGCUCAGUACGUUGCGAAGCCAGCUCUUGGGGUAUUGAUUGCUCAAGCAUACGGUGUAUCACCUGUGUUCUAUGCUGGAUUUGUCCUCACAGCAUGUGUAUCAGGUGCUCAACUAUCAAGCUAUGCCACUUUCUUGAGCAAAGGGGAUGUGGCGUUGAGCAUUUUGUUGACGAGCUCCUCGACAAUUGCAUCUGUAAUUGUUACUCCCCUCUUAACACGCCUUCUUAUCGGAUCAGUUGUUCCUGUUAAUGCCGUUGCCAUGUCUAAGUCUAUAUUACAGGUGGUCUUUGUCCCGAUUAGCCUUGGUUUAUUACUAAAUACGUAUGCCAAAGCCGUUGUUAACCUUGUCCAACCAGUGAUGCCCAUUGUAGCAAUGGUGUGCACUUCAUUGUGUAUCGGGAGUCCCCUUGCUAUAAACCGUGAUAGGAUUCUUUCUACUGAAGGUCUUCGUUUGAUUGCACCCGUGUUGGCAUUUCAUGCAGCAGCUUUCACAUUAGGCUAUUGGCUCUCCAAACUACCAAUUCUCAGGCAAGACGAAGAAGUAUCCAGGACGCUCUCACUCUGCACCGGAAUGCAAAGCUCAACACUAGCCGGUCUUCUUGCUACUCAAUUUCUCGGAAGUAUUCAAGCUGUGCCUUCUGCCUGUUCUGUAGUUGCUAUGGCUAUCAUGGGCCUUAUUCUCGCCUCCUCCUGGGGUAACGGCCUACGGAUCCGUGACCUACAAGACGUAAUCACUCUUUGGUUUAGGUCGAAGAUUAAGGCUUCAUGAUGCUCGUUUUUGGAGUAACCGACACAUAGUCUUAAAGAAGAAUGCUGUUUAGUUUUGUCGAUUGAUGAAUGUUUCUUAUGGCGGAAUUGUAAUGGGAAAAGCAGCAGCAGUUUGGUGCGAUUCGCAUAUGGUAGUGCAAAACUCGGAAAGUUACCUUCCGAUGUCAACUUUCAUAGCAUGCUUUGGCACAUAAAAGCCUAUCGAUAUGCAUGGGCUGAAUAGUUAGAUAUAAAAGCGCUAGAUAGCUUGUAUAGAUCGGAUAAUGCACCUAUAAAUAUAGUGAAUCACUAAAUAUAUGUUUGCAGAGUAAAUAAAAAUCAAUUCGCAUAUCCUUCU
Messenger RNA from Amaranthus tricolor (Joseph's coat), 1904 nucleotides. Its product is annotated as probable sodium/metabolite cotransporter BASS3, chloroplastic. The record is from RefSeq and is a predicted model, not a curated record. The transcript is spliced from 5 exons. NCBI's taxonomy places the organism in Eukaryota, Viridiplantae, Streptophyta, Magnoliopsida, Caryophyllales, Amaranthaceae. Bases 216 to 1568 code for a protein of 450 amino acids. Gene Ontology annotation, cellular component: membrane.